Molecule: messenger RNA, 2848 nt
Organism: Caenorhabditis auriculariae
Lineage: Eukaryota; Metazoa; Nematoda; Chromadorea; Rhabditida; Rhabditidae
Source: the annotation of a GenBank genome assembly
AUGAUCGCAGCAGCAGCGAUGGCUCAGUUCGGAGGAAUGCGAGGCGGACGCGGCGCUGGCGGUCGAGGACGCGGCGGACCUCCACGAGGUGGUGCUUACGGUGGAGGUGGCGGCGGGGGACCUAUGGGUUACGGUCCUCCGAUGGGAAUGGGAGACUUUAACGGAGUUGGUCCUGCCUAUGCAUUCCAAACUUUUCUCGAAAUUUAUAGAUGGGCGGUGGCUACGAUGAUUAUGGUUACGGCGGCGGCGGCUUCAACCAAGGCCCUGGCGGUUACGGCGCCUUUGGAGGCGGCUAUGGAGGCCCCGACAUGUCGAGUCCAUUGGACGCUGAGAUUCAAGUGAAUUUAUUUUCCUUUACUUUUGACUCACCAGAAAAAAAUAAAUUAGAUAGACACGAACUUGCAGAGGGGUUUUCUUUUAUGAAAAAGAAAAAGGAGCGUUUCGAAGUGAAUUUUUUUCUGAUUUUAAAAUUGGAUUGUUGUUAUUAUUAGCUUUCCUUUUUCUCAACCAAAUGUUUUUCUUUUCAGGUGGUUCUUCGCGAGAUACACUCUGAAAUCCAAUUGUUCGAAACUUCCGGCGAGUACGGAGAACAGUUCCGCAACGCUCGACGUCUUCUUACGGCCGGUACGCUGACUUCUGAGAGACGGAGACUUUUAAAAAAAGAAAAAUGCGAAAUAUACAAUAUAAUAGAACCUAAUAACCUAAGAUGUAAUGAACCAAUUUUUAGGGGCAAGCUUAUCAUUAAAUUUAAAUGAAAAUAUAGUAAUUUAGAUAAAUCUAAAAAAAGUGUAUCAAUUAACUUGCUGGGCUGUUGAAGCGUAGAGAAAGUUCUGAAAUAAAAAAACUUCUGAAGUGUUUUUUAUGAAAAAUUCUCAUGAAAAUUUUCGAUGCUGCUCCUAACGCCCCAGCAAAUUUUUUUUGGUUACGCUUUUAGAAUAUUAAAAAAAUCGUAGCAAAAUAGAAAAUAUCUAAUGAUGAUUAUCUCCCAUGAAAAAUAAUUAAAAAAAGAAAAAAAAAAUGAAUUAAGGUAGCUAAUGAAUUUCUGAAAUUGUUUUAUAAUAAUCUUCAUCAUUUUGCAGCAGUUAGAGGGCAUUGAGGAAUUCGUUUGAGCUCAUUAAGGGCUCAAAUAUUUCUCAGCUUUGCAUGUCAGAGAGUUCCUCGGUGCCCAGGUAGCGCCAUUAAUGAAAGCGGAAACGAUUUAGAAAAGGACCGUCUCGAAAAUUCGAUCGACCCUGAAUGGAUUGAAGUAGACAUUCCGAAGCCAAUCAAAGUCACCAAGAAAGUGCUGAUUCCAAAUUACCGUCACCCAAAUGUGAGAUAUUUGUCUGAUUUCUACUUUCAUCAUCAUAGGGCCAAUCUCAUUAUAGGUAGUUUACUUGAUAGAGUAGAAUAAAAAUAAACAAACGAUAAGAAAUGUAGCAGAUUGAAUUUUCUAUUAUUUUAAAAAAAUGAGAUUGGCCUUGAAAUAUUCAGGAAAUGUGAGGGCUUGUCGCGCGUGUUUAAAAAAUAUAAAUCAUAUGAAAAAAAAAAUUUUAAAUCAAAAUUGAAGUUUUUUUUCCCACCAUAUUCUCGUUAAAAAUAUAUCAAGAAAAAUCAAGAAAGUUAUUCAAAAUGAACGGAAAAAACGUGACUGGCUCAAUAUAAACUUGAAAAAUUUUUUUAAAUAAAAUGGAAAUGAUAUAAAUUGAAGUUAAAAAAACACUAUAAAUUUUAAAAAUUCAUCAAUCAAAACUAAAAAUUUAAAAACAAGGAAAAAAAUUAUCAAGUUUAUCAAAGAAAAAAGAUGAAUCGCGCCCGAACGGUAAGUCCUUUUCAAAUUUCCUUCAGUUUUCGUUUUUAUCACUGUCUCCACAUGUGCUGUGUAAUUGAUCUUUUGAUUUCUUGGAAAUUUGCAUUUACUGUAGGGAAUGAAUUGUUCGUUUUGUAGUUCAACUUCGUGGGCAAAGUGCUCGGACAGAAGGGCGCGACUCUGCAGACGAUGGCCAAACAGCACAAAUGCCACAUUUUCGUGCUGGGACGCGGAUCGACGAAAGACAGACAAAAGGAGACUGAGCUUUUCGAGACGGGAGACCCGCAAUAUGCUCAUUACGGCGGACCUCUUCAUGUCAAGGUGUCAUCUGAAUUUAAAUAAGUGUUUUAAUUGUAUUUUGACAGGUGGAAACUGUGGCGCCCGCCAAUGUUGCUUAUGCGCGAGUCUCGUCAGUACUGGAAGAACUUAGCCGAAUUUUGCAACCGGUUCGGUUUCUUUCAACUUGUCAACUGAAAUAUAGAGGCUCAUAAAAUUGAAUUUUCUUGAAGUUUGAGAUUAGGAGCCACAACAAGAAAACACUAACUUUUUUUUUUUGAAGUUUGAAGGCGAUUACUCUGUUUUCAGAUUCGAGAAGAUACUACGCCCAAGGAUGCGCUCACCAAUGACAGCGGAAACGGCUCAAGUAAUUCUCGCAAAGUCCCAGUAGAUUCUCAACAAAUGACUUUUGAGGCAACGGUAACAAAGAAGGCGAAUCUCCGUCGUCACGAGGCGACUUUGGGGGUCGAGGUCGGGGACCUUCGCGUGGAUCAGGCGGACCUAUGCGUGGAGGCAGAGGAGGCGGACGCGGGUUCCAAGGAGGUCCUGGCGGUCCAGGAUUCGGCGGUCGAGGCGGCGCUGCAGGGUUUCUUUUUUGUCUAUCUAUAGUCUGACACGUAAAGUAACAGAUCGAAAUAGUCUGUCAAAGUUUUCUUUAUAAAAUCAAUCAAACGGAGCAUAACUACCCCAUUUUCAAUCGGGACUUGAUACACACUCCAAACUUAAAUUUGUUUUUCUUCCAUCGUUUUACCAAAAUAAUCUUUCAGGUACCGCCCUUAUUGA